Molecule: messenger RNA, 2944 nt
Organism: Cuculus canorus (common cuckoo)
Lineage: Eukaryota; Metazoa; Chordata; Aves; Cuculiformes; Cuculidae
Gene: MOGS
Product: mannosyl-oligosaccharide glucosidase
Exons: 2
Coding region: 138-2837 (899 amino acids)
Biological process (GO): protein N-linked glycosylation; oligosaccharide metabolic process
Cellular component (GO): endoplasmic reticulum membrane
Molecular function (GO): Glc3Man9GlcNAc2 oligosaccharide glucosidase activity
Source: RefSeq, a predicted model, not a curated record
UUUGGGGGUCCCAGGUCCCAUUCUGGGGCUCCCGGGUCCAGUUUUGGAGCUCCCGGGGCCGGUUCUGAACGGUCGGGGCUCUGCUCGGCGCUGCCCAGCACGAGCCAAGGGGCACCGGCACGAACCGGAGCCUGGGAAUGGGGUCCUGGAAUCCUUCGGCUGGGAUCACCGGGUCCAGCCGUCCCGGCCCACCACCGAACCAGCCCCGAGCUCCUCAUCCAGGCGGGUUUGAACCCCUUGGGGACGAGGCUCCCCGCGCCCCACGGCCCUGCCAGGGCUUCACCGCUCUGUCAGGGAAAGAAUUCUUCCCAAUAUCCCACCUAAUUCCUCCCCCGGCACAACCGGAGGUGUUUCCUCCCACCUCUUCUUCCCCUGGAGCAGAGCCUGACCCCUGCCUGGCUCCAACCUCCCUUCAGGAGCUGCGCAGAGCCGGGAGCUCUCCCCUCAGCCUCCUCCAGGCUCAACACCCCCAGGUCCCUCAGCCGCUCCCACAACCCCUGUUCUCCAGACCCUUCCCAGCUCCAUUCCCUUCUCCGGAUGCGCUCCAGCCCCUCCAGGGCUUUCUCGGAGCGAGGGGCCCAGCGCCGAGCCCUGGGUUCGAGGGCCGGGGGAGCCACCGCAGCCCUCCUUCGCGUGUUGGCAGGGCUGAUGUGGCUCCAGCACGGCGAGGGCGGCGGCGGCCUGCGCCACACGUGCGAGCAGAGCGACGGGCUGUCGCGCUACGGCUGGCUGCUGCACGACGGCGAGAACUUCGGGACGCAGGAGAUCGAAGAUGGGAAGCUGUGGUUGAAAACGGAAUUCGUCAAACGCCCUGGAGGGGAACACGGAGGGGAUUGGAGCUGGCGCGUAACCGCACGGGCAAAGGUGAGGAGCGUGGGUUUGCGUACGCCGGGAGAGGAGCCGGAGUGGCUUCCUCAGCCCCUCGUCCUCCGCAGAGCUCGGGCGGCCCCGCUCCGCUCCUCUCCCUCUUCUUCUACAUCGCCACGGACGGGCAGGGAACGCUGGAGCCGCACCUGGAGAACGGGACGCGGCUGGCCGCCGUGACGGGAGCGACGGAGGAGCUGGGCCGCUUCACCCUCACCUUCCUGCGCCCCACGGCCGGGAGCGGCGAUGACCCCAAAUUCGCCAGCUAUAACUGCCUGAACACACCGAGCCCGGGGCUACAUCGCCUCGGCGAGCUGGUGCUUAGCAGCCUGCGUGGCCGCUUUGUCUUUGCGCCGCCGGGAGGGCCGCGACGCCGCUUCUUUGGCGUGGACGCCGUCGGAGUGCUGCCAGAUUCGGCCCCGCGCGGGCGGCUGCUGCUGCACCAGGUGACGCUGGAGCCGCCGGCCACGCUGGAAGUGACCUUCGAGUCCGGGAGCGUGGUGGCGCGGCCGGAGCGGCUGGCGGGGCGGGCGCUGUCGCAGGCGCUGGAGCAGCACGCGGCCGCCUUCGAGCGCCGUUUCGAGGAGACCUUUGGGCUCGGCAAGAAAGGAUUCUCGCUGCCGGAGCGCCGCUUCGCGCAGGCGGCGCUCAGCGAGAUGCUGGGCAGCGUCGGCUACUUCCAGGGCCACUCGCUGCUGCGCUCGCCGCUGCAGGAGCGCCCCGUGCCCGGCCCCGAGGCCGCGCUCUUCACCGCCGUGCCUUCCCGCUCCUUCUUCCCGCGCGGCUUCCUGUGGGACGAGGGCUUCCACCAGCUGCUGCUGGGGCGCUGGGACGCGGCGCUGAGCCGCGAGGUGCUGGCGCACUGGCUGGACCUGAUGAACGCCGACGGCUGGAUCCCGCGGGAGCAGAUCCUGGGCGAGGAGGCGCGCGCCAAGGUGCCGCCGGAAUUCCUGCUGCAGGACAGCGAGACGGCGAACCCGCCGACGCUGCUGCUGGCGCUGGAGCGGCUGCUGCCGGAUGCUCCCGUGCCCUUCCUGCGCCGCCUCUUCCCGCGCCUCCGCGCAUGGUACGAGUGGUUCCACCAGACACAAGCUGGGCCCGUGCCGCACUCCUUCCGCUGGCGUGGCCGCGACCCAGAGCCGGAGCGCUUCCUCAAUCCCAAAACGCUGGGGUCGGGGCUGGACGAUUACCCGCGCGCUUCCCACCCGUCGCCGGAGGAGCGGCACCUGGACCUGCGGUGCUGGAUGGCGCUGGCCGCGCGGGUGCUGGGCGUGGUGGCUGAGCGGCUGGGCGAGCCGGCCGAGCAGUUCCGGGCGACGGAGCGGGCACUGAGCGACAACGUGCUGCUGGAGCAGCUCCACUGGGCGCCGGAGCUGGGCGCCUUUGCCGACUACGGCAACCACAGCACCGCCGUGGAGCUGCGCUGGCAGCCGGCGGCACCGGUGGCACCAGGACAACCGCCCGCACCGCCCCGGCUUCUGCGGGAAGUGCGGGAAGCGCCGCGGCUACGCUUUGUGGGAGCGUUGGGCUACGUCAGCCUCUUCCCGCUGCUGCUGCAGCUGCUGCGGCCGGACUCGCCGCGGCUGCCAGCGGUGCUGGACGCCAUGCGGAGCGAGCAGCAGCUGUGGUCGCCGUUCGGCCUGCGCUCGCUGGCGCGCGACAGCCGGUUCUACGGGCGCCACAACACCGCCCACGACCCCCCGUACUGGCGCGGCGACGUCUGGGUUAACAUCAACUACCUGGCGCUGCGGGCGCUGCGCGGCUACGCCGAGGCCGAGGGGCCGCAGCGGGAGCGGGCGGCACAGCUGUACCGCGAGCUGCGCCACAACAUCAUCUCCAACCUGUUCCGGCAAUAUUCCCAGAGCGGUUUUCUCUGGGAGCACUACAGCGACAGCACUGGGCGCGGCCAGGGCUGCCACCCGUUUGCCGGCUGGUCCGCGCUCGUCGUGCUGGUGAUGGCCGAGGACUACUAGGGCGGCCGCGGCCGUGCCCGUCUCGCUCAGGUGCCGGGGGGGCGCGGAGCCCCCUCCUCUCCCGAAAUAAAGCCCCUCCACCGAGCGCCGGCACUGCCUGCUUUGGG